Molecule: messenger RNA, 385 nt
Organism: Drosophila rhopaloa
Lineage: Eukaryota; Metazoa; Arthropoda; Insecta; Diptera; Drosophilidae
Exons: 1
Coding region: 17-292 (91 amino acids)
Source: RefSeq, a predicted model, not a curated record
GUCAAUACACUUAAAAAUGGAUGGUCCUCUGUCGUUUUUCCAAGCCGAUCCCGCCUGUCUGAUCCUCAUUGUCCUGGGACUGUCUCUGGUUGAGUACAUAUUGAACAAUUGGUCCGAUGCGAAUAAAGAUGUUGCCGACUAUCCCCAAGAGUUCACAGUUUCCACCAGGAAGAGCAAACGGUGCGAAAGUGAGACUCCUUUGGCCAGAAACUGUGGUUUGAGACAUCUGCAGCUGCGGCAUCGUGCAAAACUUUUACCUGGCGUCAAACGGCGGCUUGACCUGCAGUUCUAAAACACAACACAUUAUGUUUAACAUAUACGCAUAAAUAAUUAGCCUUAAGAAAUUAAAAUAUUACUAAUAUAAUACAAUUAUACGGUCAAAUAA